CAUCGGCUUUCAUGGACUCAACGAAGCAAAUGAAUUUUCUCCAUUCUUUAAUUCAUCGAUUCGCAUUCACUUUCUUCUUCAGUUUGCAUUUACCACUUAACUCAGUUUAUUCUCAAUCGCUUCAUUGAAAGCUUAAACAUAAUAAUAAUAAUAAUAAUAAUUAUUUGCAAAAAUGAUGUCUCCAAAGCCACUUCCAGAAAAUCGAGGUUCAUCUAACCCUGCUACUAUGCGGCAAACACCCUUGCAGAUAAUCCAUAUUGCUGGGAACUUUAUGAGAAUAUGGUCAGUUUACUCCAUGUACCGUUAUUUGUCUCAGACGGGGGCUUCAGUUGUUCUUUUUAUGUUCUGCUGUCUUCUUCCAUCAUGCAUCUGGUUUCUAGUAGCGCAAAAGCCUUGGAAGGGCAGGGCGCUUUCUAAUACACAGGUAGUACCUUCAGUUGUAAAUGGUGCUAUAACAGCUCUUUUCUUCAUCUUGUGGGGAAAGGGCCUUAAAUCUUGUGGUCCUGUUCGGGCCAUAUUAGGCGAGUAUUCUGGUGCUGUUCUAGGAGUAUUAUCUGGGGUACUGUAUGGAAGGAGGGGCCAUGUUUGGAAAAAGGUUGGUGGACUCCUUGCAAUGCUGGCAUCUUUCUACUUUUUAUCACAAGGAUGGGCGAUGGCUACAUAUUCUCCAUUUCCAUUUAGCAAUGCCACUGAUGAUGAGACAGGGACCGUCACCGAACAGCUAGUAGGAAUGAAGGAAAUGCUAGUUCCCAUUCUUGCUGGAAUCUUGUCAGCACUUCGGAGGGUCAUCGCAAGGCGGGUCUCACUUAAGAAUCAACUGAAGAGGCGACUCCAUGCCAUAACCCUUACUUCUGCGACGUGCUUUUUGUUUCCUGUUGCCAUGUGGGACAUGAUUAUAGGAUCUAACAAUGUAGAGCUGCCGUUUUCUGCUUGGGCUUUUUCAAGCACCAUCUUAUUUGGGAUGGUGUUGAUAUUUUACAUUGAUAGCAUUGCAGAGGAGAGGUUGCAUAUGGUUUUCUCUUCUCCAAGGCACUUAAUGGUUGCGGGAGGAUGCAUCAUUGUCAUGGAGAUAGUAUAUAAAAUGGACUUCUCGUUACUCGGUUUUCUUGUUUGUGCCGCCAUCUUGGGAAUUGGCAUAUAUGAAGCUACGUCCUUGGAUCGUUCUAGGAGAGAUUCUUUCCAAGGCUCAAGCUCCAAUGGCAUCUUGGACGAUCAACCUGAAAUGUCUCCACUUCCUACUUGAUCACAUGUUUGUUAAGCUACAGAAUUUAUAAUCAAAAAGAUGUUCUGAUGGCUUCGCCUCGUUGAGUAUCAUAAGGGUAGUAAGCACUAGUGAGAUUCAAUUCUUGGUCACGAGAGUACUGGUGCUUCCUUAUGAACUUUCAUUGUUUUUGUUUGUCCAGGUGCAAUAUCAUUCAUACUUUUGACUCUGACAAGAGAUGCAAAUGAGGAGAACAUGUUUUCUAGUAUACUCCUCAUUAUGUCAUGGUAAUUGGCCUGAAACUAUUUACAAAGUCAGUGCUUUCCAUGUUACGCCCAAACAUCGAGUGCCUGGAGUCGUGGAAAGCACCUCAGGAAUAUAUAUAUAAAAAUGUUCUGUGCCCGUUCCCAUUGAUGGUUGCCAUGUUGCAUCUACAUUGAAUUUGUGUUAUGAUUUGAUUAUUUGACCAACAGGGUUAGCGAAAUAUUUGUACAAACAGUAUAUGUACCUUCCCAUAUUUUAUGGACUUCAAUUUUUUUUCU
Molecule: messenger RNA, 1743 nt
Organism: Lycium barbarum (goji berry)
Lineage: Eukaryota; Viridiplantae; Streptophyta; Magnoliopsida; Solanales; Solanaceae
Exons: 11
Coding region: 173-1243 (356 amino acids)
Source: RefSeq, a predicted model, not a curated record